This is a messenger RNA of Ceratitis capitata (Mediterranean fruit fly), 2073 nucleotides long. RefSeq names its product DNA-binding protein K10 (gene fs(1)K10). NCBI's taxonomy places the organism in Eukaryota, Metazoa, Arthropoda, Insecta, Diptera, Tephritidae. Bases 199 to 1308 code for a protein of 369 amino acids. The transcript is spliced from 2 exons. The record is from RefSeq and is a predicted model, not a curated record.
UUUGCUUUCAAUCAUUUGAUAAGUGAAAAAUCGUAAUUUUUGCAGAGAAAAGUUCAGUGCUAAUAAUAAAAAUCAUUUAAAUCUGUAUUUUUAUAUAAAGAAUUCAUUGUUAUUUUUAAAGAUAUAUUUAACAUCAAAAUAAAAAUUAGGAAUACUCACAAUAUUUGUUAAAGAAACUUACAGCUUGAAGUUUAUAUUAUGGCGAAAAAUUUUCAAAAUGGCAGACCCAUGCACAGAGCUGCUGCAGUACCCUAUAAAAAACCUUUCAAGAACAUGGGUAAUGGUGGAGGAGGACCAAGACCUGCACCCCCAGGAAAUUUUAAUCAGAUGAUGUUCAAUGGAAGUCAAAUUCCGGAUAAUCCGGGUUAUUUAGACUUUAAUAAUCCAUCACCUCCCGUUGGCGGAGGAAAUGGAAUGGGUCAAAUGCAGCAGAAAAAGAAAAAUAAUAAGAAUAGACAAAAAGGAAAACCACAAAUACAAUUCCAGCAACAGGCGAGUAAUGCACAACUUCAGCUCAAUGGAAAUGGAAAUUGGAAUAAAAAUAAGGGUAGCCAUUUUCACGGACACAAUGGUGCUGGUAACAAUAGAUUUAAUAGCGGUAAUAAUGGUGGUCCACGUAACUUCAAUAAUAGUGGUCCGGUACCGCCAAACGGUAUGAACCGGAACCGUCGAAUGGGUCCACCACCUGGACCAAUGCCACGUGGAAAUAUUUCAAUGCCUCCAAUUCAACCACAAGCGCAUGGAUUUCAGCCACAAAUGAUCCCACCAAUGCCACCUAUGGGUAGAGGUCCAAUUCCCCCACCAUUGGGCAUACAACCACCACCACCGUUCCUCCGAAGAAGUGGACGUAUCGGACCGAUACCACCAAUUCCCCCACCAAUGCCACCAAUGAUCCCACCGCGCAUGCCUCGUGCUAUGCCGCCAGCACCAUUUAGCAAUGCUGGCAAGAUUAAAAAACCCAACACGAAAUUGGUUAAGAAGGUGGUAAAAGGAAAAAGUACAAUUAAGACAUUAAAAAAUCUGGUUAAUCAAUAUCCCAUUGAAAAGCCUUGGGUAAGCGACGAAAUACGGGCAGAAUAUGACAAGAAAGUUGAUAUUGAAAAUAGGCUCAAAGGAAAUAAGAAUGACGAAUUAUUUGCAGAAUUUAAAGUGCAGCGGGACAAGUUUGUAUCAAUGUAUGAAACAGCACGGGAGGAAUACUUAAAAAAGGAAGCGGCGGCCGUUAUGGCGAAGGAUGCUAAAGACAAACAAACAAUUAACAAGACCGCCACAAAGGAAGAAAGCAAGAAUGAAGCAAAAGCAAAGUAAAAUAGUAUGCAUCAAAGUAAUAUUUAGCAAAUACCAGAAUGAGUCUUAACUCGUCUACUCAUUCAUAGAUUAUAGAUUACGUUUAAAUUUGAAUAAAACUGAGUAUUUGACAUUGCAAUGCAAUAUAAAAACUUGCAAACAUUUUAAAAUGAACAAGAAGAUCAUAAACCGCACAUUUACAUCAAAUGGUUUAUGUGAACUGUCCAAAAUAGUGUAUUACUAAACGUAAAUUAGUAAUUGUUAAGAAAAAUAUUAAAAGUAAUAAAAGGAAUUUGUAAGCACAUUUCCGCUAUUUUAAUAAAUAUACAAAUUCAGAGUCAGAUAAUAUGUUUAAACAAUUUCUAUAUUAAGCAACUUUGCUACACUCUAUAUUGAUAUGAAUUUUUAGUAUGAAAAAUGGCAAAUACAUAAUAUAAAUAUAAAAUUAAUGAAUACAGCUUAACAAACUGGCAUUAUGCAAAAAGAUUUUAGCACAUCAUUUGAUAACAAUUAUUUAUCUUAUAUUUUGCGAUAAACUAAUGAAAACUAGAUAUAACAAUAAUUAAAAGCUGGAAAGUUAGUUUUUAAAUAAAUGUUUAAAAUCCUAUUUUCAUGUUUUGAAAAAUAUUGUAAUCUUUUCGCAACAAAAUUUAAUUUUAGUAGAAAAUAUAAUAUAUGUAUGUAUGUGCAUAUAUCAUGAUGUUACAUCAUAUCUGUAAAUCGUCGAAAAUUAAUGAUUAUGUAACAAUGAGUUUUAAAAUAAAAUUAAAAUAAAGGUAUUUGCCC